CACAAAGCGUUGUGCUGCUAUUGGGUAAGCUAAUGACCUCUAGGCGUCCCUGAGACCCGCCGCUCUCCACUCAUUCAAAUGCAAACGGAAGGGUAUAAAUAGAGAGAUUGCCAACGGCAGGCGAGACUGAAUAAAAAGAAGAUUGUACGCGUAACAGCUGCUAGCAAAAAAAAACGUGCUGCGGGUGGGAGGAUUUUCCCUUUUGUGUUCAUUUUUUUCUCAUUUCUUUACAAAUAAAAAAAAUUGAGAAGGCUGUUGUUACCCUGAACAACAUGGCUCCAUCGUGCAAACCCAGCAAUCUUAGGGAUGAAGGGGACUAUUACACAGUGAAAGAAGAUCGAAAGACUCGCAAGCCACUGAUUGAGAAAAAAAGACGCGCCCGCAUUAACGAAAGCUUGCAAGAACUGAGACUGAUCCUGGCGGAUACGGAACUGCAGUCGAAAAUGGAGAAUGCGGAGGUCCUGGAGAUGACCGUGAAACGUGUCCAAAACAUACUUCGCAACAGAAAUGUUGAAACAGACAGGUUUAACCAGGAAGCGAACGAGAGGUUUGCAGCUGGCUACAUCCAGUGCAUGCAUGAGGUGCACACUUUCGUCUCAAACUGCCCCGGAAUCGACUCUGCAGUGGCCGCCGAGUUACUGAACCACCUCUUGGAGUCGAUGCCUUUGAGCGAAGACAACUUUCAGGAUUUACUGGGCGAGCUAAUGGCCGAGACUGGCUCCUCCGGCGUUUGGCCUGGGCCUGAUGAUGUGUGCCAUUUAUUGGCGUCCCCCGGAGGAGGUAUCCAGACCAGUCCCUCAGCACUGUCUCCUUUAUCCACUGCUUCCAGUGAUGACCUCUGCUCCGAUCUGGAUGAAGCGGAUUCGCCUACUGCCGGACAAAGUCCUUUGCUGCAAGAAAAGUUCGAUAACUCUAGGACAGAUAGCACGUCCCCUGUAAUGUAUUCGAAAUCGAUUUGGAGGCCGUGGUAACUGAAUGGAUCUAAGUGAAAUAAAUUUACAAAGCUACCUAGUUUGAAUGGGACAUCGGUUCACCCGUUUUAAAAGCCAGUAGCAAGUCAUCGCUACCUUCAAUGAAGCAAUACUGAGUGUCUAACAAGUGCAGCAGUUGUGUGUCAUGAGGAAAUAAAUACGAUUAAAGAAACUGAACAAAAAAUAGCACUGGGAAUAUUACAAAACAAUUGGCCCAUUAUCCUAUAUUGAAGGUUAGCAAUUUUAGAUACUAUCACGCAUUUCCAGUGGAAUUAGCAUUUCCAGGUCAAGAUUUCUUAGUAAACAGAAACAUGAAACAGAGCGCUUCAAAAAAGUACGACGUUUAACUGAUUUUCUUUUACCUUUUUGGAGUGCAAAUAUGCUCGUGCACACAUGAAUGAACAUGUAAACAUUCUACUUUUAGUGGUAAAACAAAGUUUAAUAUUCCCUUAAAGGGAUUCACUUGGAGCUAGAAUUAUUGCUAACAGGGUCCACAGUUCCUCCCUUCAGUGAAGGAAGACAGACUGAAUUAGAUUUGUGCAAGCCAUAAAGGUUAGAUGUAAAUGUUCUUAUUAAUUCUAGGGAAAUGGCUUUGGGAAACUUGUAUACCUGAUCCCUGUGCAUUUGAUCACAGUUACAUUGGCAAUGUUAUGGUAGCACAUUAACCUGAUUUUUUUUUAAAAAUUGUACGUAUAUUUGUCUGUCAUGUAAGUGGAAUUUUGUUAUGUUUUGUCAUUUAAAUAAACUUUUAACCACUUGAUAAAGAAUGACUAUUUACUAACCUAUAAGUACACACUUUGCCAUCUUUUUAUGCCAUUAAAUGAAGUACUGAUGCAAUGGCACCUAGCUUGCCUUAUGACAAACUCUACCAAUGCAAUUAUUAGGAUUUGAUAUGUACACAGCUAUUAGUUAAAAGCAGUCUUGCAUUUGCCAUGCUAUUCUAAAACCAAGCGCCACAUUAGAAUGACUUUUUGAUGCCAGGAUGUAUAUGUAUGCCUGUUUUUAGAGCUGAUGAUGUAGAGUGCCAGUGUUGGACUGGGGUGGACAAAGUCAGAAAUCAUAACACCAGAUUACAGUCCAACAAGUGAAGUGUCGCCUGACAAAGGAGCAGCGCUGCAAAAGCUUGUGACUUCAAGUAAAUCUGUUUGACUAUAACCUGAUAUUGUGUGACUUCUGAGCUGAGGGGCAAUUAACAUAACGUACAUCUUUUCCAACUAAGAGUCAAAUUUAAUGUUAUUUGCUGAAAUAAAUACCAUAUAAAAUAAGGCAGAAUCUAAUAAUGAUGUAUUAGCUAAUGGCUAGGUCUGAAAAGUUCACUAACAUUUCUCAAGAACUAAAUAAUGUUUAUCUAAGAGAAAAUAGAAUCCAAAUUGUGAAUAAUAAAGCUACUUAUUUAAAUUAGUAAGGUAUAAAAACAUUUCACUUAAAUUCACUCUCAUUUAAAUGUCUCUGUGAAACAAGUCCACAGAUUUAUCUACAUGGGAGUGUACACUGUAUUAGGGUACAGAAUGUGUUGGAACUUACAACUGGCUGCAAAGGAUUUGAAUGUACAUUGACUUGAGCACCUCUUGCCUCUUUCACAAAAAAGCUAUUAUGUUGUCAUUAUUUAUCUGACAUCAUGCAGAAAUUUCCUCCAAUUAAGUGUGGGAAAACUGAAGACAUCGUUUACGCUAGCCACUCCAAAAUCUAUUCCCUAGUUACCAAUUCCAUCCUGCCCUUACGAUAGCUGCCCUUUGCAAUAACUUUGAAAGUUUGAUCAUGAGAUGAUCUCCAGACCUCAAAUUCAUGCAAUCACUGAGAACACCUAUUUUCAUCAUUGAACAGUGAUCAACUUCACCCAGUCUCAAUUCAUUUGUUGCUGGAAUCUUCAUUCACGGCUUUACACCAGACUUCUUCUAAGCACACCAGCUUUUCUACAAAAUGUUACUCUCCGUAAGUGUGAUGUAAUCCAUAAUUCUACUACUUAUGUAGCACCAAUCCCCUAUUGCCUCCCUGCUUUCUGACUUUGGCUCCUGGUAAAGCAAAACUUGACUCUAAAAUCCUCAUCCUUAUUUUCAGAUCUCUCCAUGACCUCUUCUAUAUCUGCAAUCUCUUCUAAAUCCAGGACCCUACCCUGAAAUCAGACACUAAAAUCCUGAUCUCACUGCUGAAUUGAGUAAAAUCAAGAAAUAUAACAUUUAUUUUCAAGAGGUGGUUUGACAGUGAUUUGAGUAACAAUCCACAGCAAUGUUUUCAGACAGUUUGGUGAAAUACUGGGUUAAUUUGAAAAAUAAUUUUAUAUUUAGAAAAAAUGAAUUGCCACACCUGCUCUUUUCCAACUUCCAAGUAGUAGAACUCAAAAGUAUACGUUUUCACAGACUACUUUUUAACCGAACUGCCACUAUUUACAAUUGGUAUUACAUGGCUGGCCUACUACUCACACAACAUAAUUCAUGGAUAACGUAUUCUAUUGUUAGAUAAAUUUUCAUUAACAUUUCAGAGCGAUGAGCUGAGUUAACAGGUUAGAAUCCAACUUAUAAUUGUAUAUCUUUUACAUGUUGAAUUUUGGGACAUGAUAUAAAGGCGUUGUACUACAGCAUCAAAUUUGAGGCUGGCAACUGCUUAGAGAAUUAAGGCAGGCCUGACUUGUACUGCUAUCUUUUAAUUAUCCUCAGGCCAGCAAAAUCAAAAUUCCCAUCAUUCUAAAGGUGGUUAAAUCUCAUUGUUAAAUCCACGUGAUGGUCAACAUUCUGCUUACACUAAAAUGAAUUAAGAUUAAAGAUAAAACCUCAACUUUUGACAACUACACUGCAGCUUGUGAAACUAAUACUAUUUUAAAAGGAAAAAUGUUCAUAAGAUGUGGGCAGUGUUGGCUUACUAGACCAGCAUUUGUUACCUAUCCUUGAUAAGGUUGUGGUGAGCCAGCUUUUUGAACCUUUGUGGUCCUUGUGGUUGAGGUAAACCCAUAGUGCUGUUAGAAAGAGUCAUGUUAGGCCUUGAGUUGGUCUUUGCUACUUGCUCAGUGUGAAUCUGGUGAUUGAAUUAUACUACACAUAUUGCAUGAAUGUGA
This is a messenger RNA of Stegostoma tigrinum, 4020 nucleotides long. Its product is annotated as transcription cofactor HES-6. Gene Ontology annotation, molecular function: RNA polymerase II cis-regulatory region sequence-specific DNA binding; protein dimerization activity; DNA-binding transcription factor activity, RNA polymerase II-specific. Gene Ontology annotation, cellular component: nucleus. Gene Ontology annotation, biological process: regulation of transcription by RNA polymerase II; regulation of neurogenesis; anterior/posterior pattern specification. The coding region runs from base 273 to 971 and encodes 232 amino acids. The record is from RefSeq and is a predicted model, not a curated record. NCBI's taxonomy places the organism in Eukaryota, Metazoa, Chordata, Chondrichthyes, Orectolobiformes, Stegostomatidae. The transcript has 4 exons.